This is a messenger RNA of Scheffersomyces stipitis CBS 6054, 3758 nucleotides long. It is a transcript of the gene TIP120, whose product is annotated as Tip120p. The record is from RefSeq and is a predicted model, not a curated record. Gene Ontology annotation, biological process: protein ubiquitination; SCF complex assembly. Gene Ontology annotation, cellular component: nucleus. Bases 13 to 3708 code for a protein of 1231 amino acids. The transcript is spliced from 5 exons. NCBI's taxonomy places the organism in Eukaryota, Fungi, Ascomycota, Pichiomycetes, Serinales, Debaryomycetaceae.
AAGUCUGUAGCCAUGCAAGAGAUUAACCUCAAUUCGUUGAAGGACAAGGCGCUCGAUGUGGAUCCGGAUCUCCGGUUCAUGGCUCUUGAAGACUUUCGCAAGUACCUCACAUCGUCAUCGAGCUCUGGUUCAAGUUCUGGAAAUCAUAGAGCCUUGGAAGGAUUUCUUCCAAUUUUGUUUCGCUUACUUCUGGAUCACAAUUCUGAUGUACAGAGUCAGGCUGUCAAGUCAUUCGAGCCUAUGAUAGGCUAUUUGACCAACGAUGCCAUGCUUUCUGUAGUAGGUCAAUUAUAUAAAUUAGUGUUGGAAGAAAACACCAAGGCCAAAGGUUCUGGAUCCAAGCCCAAUUUCAAGUCGUUUACAACUUCCAUUCCUAACAUGGCACUUAGACUGAUGUUGAGUACUGGUAACACCAGUAGCCGAAACGGCACUCCAUCUCAAACUGCUGCAGUUCAUCCGUUUGAUGUCAAGCUUUCACGGUCUAUUGUGGAUUUGCUUUUGCCGCAGAUAACGAAGAAUUCCAUCAAUAUCGACGCCAUUGAGCUUUUGUUUGACGUAAUCAAGAACUUGGGCUUUGCCUUAUCUAAGAAAGAUAUCAAAUUGUUGCUGGUCUUCCUUAUCGAUUUGUCAUUCCAAGAAACAGGUAUCAUCAGCAAGCGUGCAAUAGCUGCAUACGAUGCCUUGACCACGUAUAUUGUGGAUGAAAGUCUAAUUAAUGAAAAUGUAGUCCAUAUGCAACAGUCGUUUAAUGAGACAGCAGACAUCGUCCGAUUCCAGUUGUAUUCGGUUGUGUUCCGCAACGGUUUUGUGCUCGAUCCAUCAUUGGUGCAGACGACAUAUUCAGAUGCUAUCAGAUUGUUGAAGCUCAACGAGUUGAACGUAGAUACUGACGAGUUUGACUUCGACUCGUUGGUGAAACUUAAUCUCGCGAGAGACGAAGCUCUCAAUGUUAUCAACGACUUGAUCUCGUCUAGAUGUAGCAUUGUAAACUAUGAAACCAACAUUCUCGAUAUUGUUGCCAAGUUCAUCCAGUUUAACCCCUUUGAUGACAAGGAUAACGACAUGGACAUGGACUAUGAGGAAGACGACAUUGAAUUCAGUGAUGAUGAGAAUGAACUAGGAGACGACGACGAAAAUGAUGGCUCGUGGAAAUUACGUAGUAAGGCAUGUCAGUUGCUCCAGUCUUUAUUAAGAAGAAGUCCUCAUAGUUUGGAAGUCAUCUACCGUGAUUUAUUCUCGUUGCUUCCGUUGUUAGACUCGAGUGAAUUGGUCUCUCACGAGGCAAUCAGAACUGCAAAGCUUGUUGUGGAAUUGACAGUUUCACCGCGAAAUGAACUUCAACCACUCGUUACUACAAUCACUCAAAAGUUACUUGUCAAGGAGAAGUUGGGCCAAUUUCCUAUCAUUUUGCAAUUGAUAGAAAGCUUGAACAAAUUCGAACAAACUCACUUGAUACAGACCGUGUUUGCAAAAUUUGAAGAGCUCGAUCUUGAUACGUCUGGUUCCUUGGACUACUUAAUUCUCUACAGGAAUGUCAUAGACAAUUCCGAUGAUUCUGGUCUUCCCCUGUUGGUGGUGUCAUACAUUGCUGGUGACUUACUUAAAUCUUUGAACGACAAGUCUUUUAGCAUUAUUAUUGAAAGUCUCAAGAUUUUCAGCUCACUUUUGCAGAAAUUUGGAAAUACAGUGUACCCAGAACAGGUUCGAGACUUGACUGAUAACUUGUUGGGUAAGGUUCAAGACUACAAGCUGUACUCCAGUGAGCUAAUCUUGGCAUGUAUCAACUGUUUGGGAGCAAUCAUCAAGGAUAACCUAACAGACGGAGCAGCACCAAUUAUUGACACACUCUGGAAUUGUGUGACACAUGAGAGUACUGUCAAGCCAACGUUGGAAGUCUUGUAUGAGUUUUACGGAUUGGAUACUACAACUACUGCUACUGGUGAGCUUGAAGAGUAUGUUGUAUCUAAAUUGAACGGGUUGAUUAUUUCUCCUGAUGAUUCCAUAAGCUACUUGUCGUUGACUUUGUUAAAGUCUUUGAUUAGGAGAAUUUCGUUCACGGAAACUGCCCUCGACAAAACCACUCUGGCUGUAGUCAAGUCUAUUUCCAAAGGCAACAAGGGAAACUUGCCCUUGUCUUUUGAAAUAUUAGCAUAUUUGACGGAAACAACAGGAGCUUUACAGAAUAAAUUUGAUGAAUUCAUUGAUAUAUCUGUUGGUGCCAUCAAUGGCAAGUUGAUUGAUGUUAACAACGAGCCUUUUUUCCGUCUCUUUGAGUUGAUAGUUGCCAACAAUGCUGAUUUGUUUUCCAGGCUACCAUCCAUUUUGGAUUUGAGUCUAGAAACAAGUGCCAGAUCAUUGGCUACUGUUUGUGGCCAGAAUAGGUUGAUUUCUGAAAUCCAGGAACAAGAGAAUAAAUUGAACAUUUGCUUGAGUUCUAAGAUUGCUGCUGAGGAGCUUCCCAAUCUAGUAUUCAUUGUGCAAUUCUUGGGACACUGCGCAGAGUACGUGCCACUAUUCGACGUACUUGACAAACUCUUUACUAUCUUGGAAAGAGGAAGCAAUAACUUGGAAAAUGAGAAGCGGAUCAACUCGGAGGCAGCAGCAGUUUCUAUUGGUUUACUAGUCAGGACUGAUUUGUCAAAUAGGCUUCUGAAGUUGAUGUUAAAAUAUGCAUCCAAGGAAUUGAAUAAUUACUACUUGGUUUCGUCACUUAAGGUAGUAGUUCCAAAGUGUAAUAUUGUUCAAUUAAAGUCUAUCUGGGAAUAUUUGUGGAUCAAUGUUAAUGAGACAGAAUUUGAUCAUUCCUUAUGUUCUGAGUUUAGAAAUACAGGUGAUCUCAUAAGUGAAUUGGUUCUUAGAGACAAAAGCCAACUCGAGUACUUGUAUGGAAUUCUUUCCAACAAGCCUUCAUUGUCAUCGAUCUACACUGCUAUUGUUUCGGUCAAACAUUUGAUCAGCAAACUUGAUGACACACGCGAAAGUUUGCAAGAAUUGGAGAAGUUGAUCCUUAUCACAUUGCCAUCUAUCGACAUUGUCAACAUUGAUAUUAAGCAGUUGAUUAUUGGCAAUUUGCUUACAGCCUUGCACAACAAGCCGCAGAUCAUUUUGCCCCAUUUGAACAAUGAUAUCCUUCCAGGAAUCUACAGACAGUUAAAGGCGGAAGUAGAGUUCAAAAAGAUUAUCCCCAUGGGCCCUUACAAGUAUGUGCUAGAUGAGGGGUUGGAAAUCAGAAAGUUAAGUUAUGAAUUCAUAUACACUUUAAUUUCGUUGGACGCACAAACCAUCAAUGAGUACAACGUCGACAUUGCUGAGACUGCCAAGAAUAUCAUAGAGCAAGGACUUGUAGAUGAUCAAAUUGACAUCAUUGUCUUAUCAAGUAUCAACUUGAUUAAUUUCAUCAACAACCAUGAGUCGAUAUUUGAAUGUCUUCUUAUUAAAGACAAUGGAGCCUUUCUUUCUGUUAUUGCUGCCAACUUAAAAUUGCAACUAGGAAAAAAGUUGGGUGCGAAGGCAUCUGCUCAAGAUACUGAGAAUUACCAGGAACGUAUUAAAUCCAUCAUAAAGCUCAUCAAGAGAAUCAGCAUCUUGGUAGAAUCGGUGCAGCUAGAAAAGGUUGGUGACUCUGAUCCAGUUGAAUUAUGGGCAGAAUUCCACAGGGAAGUAAAGCUUAACUUCGUAUUGUUCUACAACAGUACUGAGAGUAAGUAAGUAUUUAUAUAUAUACAAAAUGAAAUAAGAUGAAAAGAAGUACGAAUUUA